AUGCAAGAAAUGGUACCUCUGCCCGGAAAAAAGUACAAAUUUUCCAUCAAUCACUUUGUACUCCUCAUGAUUUUGGUAAUAGCCGUGCAAGGAACGUAUCUGGGAUAUGUCGUCGGCAUGCUGACCACAUUGGAGAAGCGCUUCGGAUUUUCUUCCGAAAAAUCUGGAUGGCUUCUCUCUCUGUACGACAUCGGACACACCGCCGCCAUUCUGCUUAUCGGCUAUAUCGGAUCGCAUUACCAUCUGCCCAGAAUAACUGGCAUCGGUAAGCUGUGAAGGGAUGGGAGGAAGAAUCGGAAGAUUAAUUAAACCGGCCGAGCGUUCUCUGUUUCAGGUGUGAUUCUGAGUUCCUUGUCGAUGUUCAUGCUGGCGCUUCCGGUGGUGUUUUUUGGGACCGCGGACUACACAGAAGAGGAGCUGCUCUUGAAAAAAGAAGCCUACUCGAUCGAAAUGAGCUGUGAUAUCAAUGAGAGACGUGAGAUAUCUGCACAGGGAGAGGAUUGUUGGAGAGAGCACAAAGAGCAUACGGUGAGAGCCGGACCGCCGGUCUUUUAAACAAAAAUUUCAAAUUUUCCACAAUUUUGUUUGCCCAUCUCAUCUCACUUGGAAACAUUUCAGAAUGCAUUCAUCAUCUUGGCAUUUGGACAAUUGUUUGCCGGAAUCUUCGCCGCUCCAUUCAACACAAUCGCCUAUGUCUACAUUGACUGCAAUGUGAAGCAGAAAAGAGAAUCACCAUUUCUCCUAGGUAACUUUUUUCGAAAAAAAUGUGACUCCCUUCGGUAUUCAGGCCUUCUUACUUCUAUGUACGCUUUUGGACCAGCACUCGGUUUCCUACUCUCAUCGAUACUAAAUGGAGUCUAUACAACACUUGGAGACGGUAAGAUUUAAAGAAAGUUAUGGAAACUGUUUUUGAAAGUUGAGUUUUUUAGCCCCUGACCACAUUGGAACCCAUGACGAGCACUGGAUCGGAGCCUGGUGGCUUGGUUUUCUGUUUUGCGGAGGAGCGUAUAUUCUUCUCGCACUUCCUUUCUUCUUCUUCCCAAAAACGUACAAGUGAGUCACUAUUUCUUGCUCAUUUGCUCACUAGUCAACUUCAGACAUCCCGACUCAUUCCACCUGAUGCUGGAGAACUCCCGACCGCAAACCAAUCCGGAAGAUCAGCUCACUUUGAAAGAAAAACUCGAAGAUUUCCUCCUCGAAUUCCCGAUUAUUCUCAAAAAACUUAUCACCAACAAGGUUUACAUCACGAUGGUCAUUGCCUGGAUGUUCGGAUCCUACCUGAUUGGCGGCUACCAAACCUACCUCCCAAAGUUUAUCGAAACCCAAUAUGGUCGAUCGGCGAGCAUGGCGGACAUCUAUUCCGGCAUCAUUUCUGUCGGAGCCAUUGCUGUAUCUACUGCCCUUGGCGGAUAUAUUCUAUCUCGAUACAAUAUUGCCCCACGGUCCUCAAUCAUCUGCCUGAUAGGGUCUUGGGUAAUCAUUCUCAUCAGCUACAUUGUUGGAAUGAAUCUCGGGUGUGAACAGCCGAGAGUUGAGGGUCUUUCCUACGUGGAUUAUGCCGACAGGUAGGGGUUUUUUGUUAGAAAUUCCAAAAAAACGGAUCGAUGAUUACAGAUGGCACUUCUACCACAACCGAGAACGUGAGCAAUCCUGCUUAGAGUACUGCAACUGUGAAACUAUCCUCAAGUUCGAUGGAGUCAGUUACAAUGGCCAGAACUUUUACUCGCCAUGUCACGCCGGUUGCACUUCAUACGAUCCGUUCUCUAAUACAGUGAGUUUUUGAAGGUCUUGAACGUACUAAGCCAUGCAUUUUCAGUGGUCAAACUGCCAGUGCGCUUACGGAAACACCGUCGACAAGGGUCUCAUUCACAAUAAUUGUGACAUUUUCUUCGGAUAUUUGGGCGUUAUGCUGGUCGGAUUGUUCCUGGGAAAUCUCUUUUUCAUGGUGACAAUGAUGAUUGUUCUCCGGUGAGUUCGGAUCAUAAUCAGUAUAGAUGUCAUGAAAAACUAUUGCAGAAGUGUGUACGACGAGGAGAAAGUGAUCGCGUUGAGUUUGGCAUCGUUUAUCACUAAUCUUUUCGGUAGGAUUCUUCUUUCUCGCUGCUUUUUCAACGAUCCAAUUUCAGGUUUCAUUCCGGCACCAGUUAUAUACGGAUACUUUAUCGAUUUGUGCUGCAUCUUGUGGAAUCGACAGUGUCCGAACGGUAAAAUCUGUCGGAAAAUGAUCGGAUCUCUGAAUCGGGUUGAUUACAGAGCAAGGAAACUGUGUCCUCUACGACAACAACAAGUUCACCAAGGUGUUUCACGGCGUCAACGGUUUCUUCCAAAUCUUUGCCAUCAUUUUCGCCGCAAUUUGCUACUGGCUCUCUAAAUCCGUGAAACUUCCUGAAGAAAUGCCCCUGGCCGAGUUCCCCGAAAGUCGAGCACGAGAAUACCGAGACGAGGAUGAGGAGUAG
Messenger RNA from Caenorhabditis sp. 36 PRJEB53466, 2456 nucleotides. Lineage: Eukaryota; Metazoa; Nematoda; Chromadorea; Rhabditida; Rhabditidae. The record is from the annotation of a GenBank genome assembly.